This is a messenger RNA of Dinoponera quadriceps, 7115 nucleotides long. RefSeq names its product serine-rich adhesin for platelets-like. Gene Ontology annotation, biological process: negative regulation of transcription by RNA polymerase II. Lineage: Eukaryota; Metazoa; Arthropoda; Insecta; Hymenoptera; Formicidae. Gene Ontology annotation, molecular function: promoter-specific chromatin binding. The transcript has 6 exons. The record is from RefSeq and is a predicted model, not a curated record. The coding region runs from base 117 to 4922 and encodes 1601 amino acids. Gene Ontology annotation, cellular component: PRC1 complex.
UGGGAACGUUCACGUAGUGUGUGUACAUCGUUACCUGGCUCUCGUCGUCUCGCGCAUCGGCCAUCGGACUCGCAUGCUCGCACAUCCCGCGUCUCGCAAUUCAUUUCCACGAAGAGAUGGCUGGUGUUGGCAAACGAACACUCUUACGUGAGGUCAACCCUCAUCUGAUCUGUCCGCUGUGCCGGGGCUACCUUAUAGAUGCCACAACCGUGGUGGAGUGCUUACACUCCUUUUGCAGAAGCUGCAUCUUGAAACAUCUCAGCAAAGCGGCGCACUGUCCAUCGUGCAAACAUGCGCUCCACAAGGCCAAACCAAAUAUCAAAGCCGACAAGGCUUUACAAGAAAUCGUGUACAAAAUGGUGCCCGGGUUGUAUCACAAGGAGAUGCGGAAAAGAAGGGAGUUUUACAAGAAGCAUCCCGAGCAAGUAGACUCUGCCACAUUGGAGCAACGCGGAGAAGACGUGAGUGGCAGACUGAUCUUUGCCCCGGAGGACGCGGUGAGUUUAAGCCUGGAGUAUAUCUCGGCGAAAACGGAUCCGUUGGAGAUCUUGAAUCUCUCCACGGACAUGGACGCGAGCCACUCGAAUAGCACUAAUGCCGGGAACGGCAGUAAUAAUGAUAGCGGUAAUGCCGAGAGCAACGGUACCGACAACAAUAAUUACAACAACGGCAACAACAGAAGGUAUCUGCAGUGUCCCGCUCUGGUGACUAUCGCGCACCUGAAGAAGUUCCUGGCGCUCAAGUACAGCGUCGACAUGACGAGAUACACCAUCGAUAUCUGCCAUCGGCGUGCGGCGCUCCCAGAGAAUUGGACCCUCAUGGACGUCGCUUACAUUUACGCAUGGAAAAGGAUCGCACCGAUGAGAUUCUUCUACCGGGUGCUGGAGGAGCAGAGGCUCGAGGCUCCAUUGCAUCAAAGACCGUCGACUCCGGGGCUCGGAGCGUGUCUACCGCCGAACGAUGCUGUCUCUGUCAACGCGAAAGACGACGAUAACUCGAAUGCUUCCGUUGACCGGCCGGCGACCCCAGGAUCGGAUGCGAAAUCGGCAAACGACGAGGCGUCUAUGGCGGACGACGAAGCGUCUAUGGCGAAUGACGAGGCGUCUAUGGCGAAUGGCGAAGCGUCCACGGCGAACGGUGAAGCGUCCACGGUGAAAGAUAAAGCGUUCACGGCGAAAGAUAAAGCGUUCACGGCGAAGGAUAAAGCGUUCACGGCGAAAGAUGAAGCGUCCACGGUGAAAGAUGAAACGUUCACGGCGAAAGAUCAAGCGUUCACGGCGAAAGAUAAAGCGUUCACGGCGAAAGAUAAAGCAUUCGCGGUGAAAGAUGAAGCGUUCACGGCGAAAGAUGAAGCGUUCACGGCGAAUGAUAAAGCGUUCACAGUGAAAGAUGAAGCGUUCACGGCGAAAGAUGAAGCGUUCACGGCGAAAGAUGAAGCGUUCCCUGUGAAAGAUGAAGCGUUCACGGCGAAAGGUGAAGCGUUCACGGCGAAAGAUGAAGCGUUCACGGCGAAAGAUAAAGCGUCUACGACGAAAGGUGAAGCGUUCACGGCGAAAGAUGAAGCGUUCACGGCGAAAGAUAAAGCGUCUACGACGAAAGAGUCGAGCAAAAUCACGAACGACAAAGCGAGCUUGCGUGUGGAUAACAAACAGACGACGGAUAGUGAAGCAAUAGCUAAAGACGGACCGAGCAAGAGCAAGACUAAGACUACCACAAAUGCGACUACAAGCAUGACGACGUUGACGACGACAACGAUGUCGUCAACGUCAGCCACGGGAGGCAAAGCAACGAAAACAUCAUCGACAACUGUGUCAUCGUCAGGGUCAACGGUGACGAGUGCGAUGUCGGCCACAAUGGCAUCGACAGUGACGACGACGGCGACGAUGACGACGCCAGCGACGACGACUACGACAACGUCCAACGAUACGAACAACAAGCAGAUAAAGAGCCCGAUUAAAAUAAUGAAGAAUUCAGAUGGGAGGUACGAGGUGCUGAGGAGUUCGUCGAGCAACUGGAACGGGAAAGAGCAGGCUAACGUCGCCACCGCUCCUGCGCCGGAUGUUAAGCCCGAAUUCAGUGUCGUAAGUAUAGGGAACGGCCAGAAUUCGAACGGCGUGAAAAUCACGCUGAAACAGUGUUCGCCGACGAGCGGCGCGAACGUGAAAAAACCGAAGGUCGUAAGUAACAUUCUGUUACGUUGCGGUCAACCGUUAGAAAAAGAUGCGUCUGACGCUUUACUGGUCCAACAGCUGCAGAAGGAGAAGGAGAAAGAGCUGUCGGGGCAGGACAAGCAGCAGGAGAAGCAGCGACGUAAGGUAACAUUCAUGGACCAGCCGAUGAAGGAGAGGACGUCUCCCAGCGGUGGUGGCGUCGCGAGCGUGCCGAAAACCGCGCUGAAGAAACCGGCUGAGCAGCAGGACAAGAAGCAGUUCCUGCAGGGUUUCCAGUUGACCGCCCGGGAAUCGGUACCGGCGGAGGACAGCGCGCUGAAGUCUCCCGUUCGGGGCAUCGGCGCGUCUGGCGAGAUCAACCACUCGCAGAAGAAAGAGAAGGCGCAUCCUCCUAAGAAGGACCCGACGACGCACAGUGUGACGGACGAGGUCAAGGUUCUCCUCGAGAAGUGCAGCGGGACGGUGAACACCGGCUCGAGCAACGGCGACGCCGUGGCGAGCACGUUCGCGAAGCGUCUCGGCGGUGCGCUGGCUGGUAAAAACACGCGCGUCGUUGCGACCAGAGUCUCGGACGAUGCCGACGCAUCGUCGCGCGCGUCGUUCAGCUCCAGCGGCUCGGCGAACGGUGGUCAUUCAGCUUCUAAGAUGGACGUGUACGUCUUUCACUCGAGCGACCCGCCGGCCCCCCCGGCCGGAGCGGUCAAGAGGAAGUGUCCGCCGGGUGUUCCCAUCAACGAUAUGAAGCGCAGACGGCAACACGUUCCUGCGCAGAACCAAAGCCCGAGGAAGCCGGCCGAGCCCCCGGCGAGUGCCUCGCUGACGAAGCUACCGCACAUCCCCUCGUCGGAGCACUUGGUCCCUGCGAGCAGCGGCCCGUCCGACUACCACAGCAGCUCUCCGAGUCGUCCGGUGUCCAACGCGAAACCGCCCGCCGGUCAGAUGCUUUCGAACGACACUAGGAACCUCUUGGACGGCUGUGGCCUCAACAUCCCGUCGAGUCUGAGUAUAACGCUGACCUCGCCCAAGUCGCCCGGAGCUUCGGGACAGUUCGAGGCCGUCGAUGUCAACGACAGGAAGGCCGCGGGCAAGAUGAACCCCACCAUCACGUUGAACGACUGCUCGGUCGAUCCGCGCGUGUUGAAGGCGCUGAAGACGGGGCAGAUCAAGAUGCCGAAGUUGACGAAACUGUCGGUUGUCAAGCCGGGCGAGCAGAGCGAGACCACGCAGCAGCAACAACAGCAUCAACAACAACGGACUCCACCACCAGCGAAACGCAGCAGAAGAGACCAAGAGUCCAUAUUGGACCUCAGCGGCGGCAAGAAACUGGACAUACACCCUCUGAGGAUCCCGCAGCCCGUGGCGAAGCUGAAAGCCAACAACAAAGCGAGCGACAGCUCGUCGGACGGUAUCUGCGAUCAAGGUCAAAUGGUGACGGUCGUAGGCGGUCACAGGUAUUACCGAGCUCCGCCGGGCUCUCUCACGCCCGCCGCUCAUCGCGUCAACGACUGUCCGCCGCUUGCGUCGCUGUCGCGUACUCCUGUCUACGCACCGAGCCUCGGCGACAUCGGUCGCCCCGGCUCGAACCUCUCGUCCGUCUUUCCGAGCCUGCAGAGCCUCUACGUGCUGAGCCAGACGCAGCAGUAUCAGCUGAAAAUGCCGCCGUUGGUGUCGCGCGCUGCCGAGAGCCUGGGGUGCGACGCCGGCCGCAUGAACCCCGGCGGGUUAAGCGGCAUCCAGGGUAAGACGAGCCACUUGGCCGCGCAAUGCGCGCCCGUCAAGCCCGCCAGGUCGUCCGUGGCACCCCUCGCGGUCCCCAUCAACAAGCACUCGGUCGACAAGCCCGCGGGCAUCAGCAUCAGGCCCGUGUCGAGCGACACGGUCAAGCCGUCGUUGUUCCAGCGCAAGAACGAUGCCGGGGAUGAAAGCUGCGUAUCCCCGCGCUCGGCUAUGCAAACGCGAUACUCCUCGGGCGUCGAGAGCGCGAACAGCAGGCUGUCCUCGCGCGGUAACGCCGACGCCAAGAGCGGCAACGAUCAGACGAGCGCGAUGGAGACGACCUCCAAGGAUUCGACCGAGGCCAGGAGCGAUUCGCUGAUGACGGACAGCAGCUCGAAGCAGCAGCACGACACCGCGAGCCCGAGCGUGUCGUCGACCGCUUCCCCGUCGCCACCUCUUGGUAGUAGUAACAACUCGCGGAGCGAAGACGCCGCCGUUGGCCACUGUGAUGGCAACGGUGGUAAGAGCGACUCCGAGGGGGGUGGAGCGGCGACCAGUACCGCUGCGAACGUCGCGACGUCCAGCAGUCCGCCGAAGGUCGACACGAGCAGCUGCAAGCCUCCGGCGAGCCCGGACUCCAGUUCGGUCACGGUGGAGAGCAGCAAGGGUCGCGCGACGGACCGGGCGUCGAGCGACGGCCACCAACCCCCCGACCCGCUCGCCCAGCCCGACGGCACGAGCGGCGCGCCCGGCGACGACAAGCUCUCGGCCAAUCAGCUGGCCGACGCCAAGCAGCAGCUGACCACCGAGGUCCAGAAGAGACUGCUCGCGGUCUUCCCGUCGAACGAGUGGGCGAACAAUCCCGAGGCCGCCGAGCAUCUAGGCAACUUCCUCAAGAGUCUGAACGCGACGAGGAAGAGCGACGGGCACGCCGAGGAGCCCAAGGCGGACAAGAUCGAGCGGAAGAGCCCGGUGGCGAACGACGCCGGCGAGCUCGCCGCGAAGCCCAAGAAGGACGUCGUCGAGCGCUCGUAAUGCUUCCUCCUCGAGGCGGGACCUUCUCCGCGGCAGCUGCUUCCUCCGUGGUGACAUCGCGCCGGAGAUCUCUCGCCGGUGUCGCGCGCGCGGUUAUCACGCGGGAAAUCUAUAUUUUUACUCGGCAACCGAAUCCCCAGGGAGACACCCCGCGGUGAUGACGCGAAGAGGGGCGGAGAAGAAGAGGAGGAGGAGGAAGAAGCACACAUGGUGUAGUUCAAAGGGACGCGACAGGCGAAACACUGCCAUAACGAAUCAAAGGGUGCGUGCGUUCGUCGUUCUCGAGAUACUAAGGACGCGUACACGGUACACUAUUUAUCAUGCGAAGCGGGAGGAAGCCGAGAGGAACCCCCUCGCGCGAGAGAGGGGACGAGCGCGUAUAUCAUAAGGUUUACACGACGGUACGUAGCGUAAAAGAGACCGAGAGUUUUAUUUUUUCAAAUUUCUCGCAGAGGCUCGCAUCUUUCACAUACACACACACACACGCACACACGUUUACACACUCGGAGUACGUAGUAGAACCGUGUUAUCGAUUUGAAGCUAUAUUGCCUCGUAACAUUCCGGAAGUGAGAAUUUGUGGAUCCACUUGUGUAACGUCGGGAACGUGGUGGUUUUUCUCGAGUCUUUCGCAGCUUCCGAGCCACCUGAUGAGAGCGAAGAACCCUCAGCAAACCCUCAUCAACUACCCGGUGAGCAGAAUGUCCAAAAUCGACGGCAUGUUUCUUAAAGAGCUCUUCGAGAUGUCUUCAAGUUGUCUUGUGCGUCGAUUUUGGAUAUUCCACUCAUUGGGUAAUGAUAACAUAACAUCAGUCUUAUCAUUUCCCGAUUGGUCCGUUCCUUUUAGUCGAGCCGGUUGCACUAGUUGAAGAAUUUAUACACACAUGAAAUGUGCAUACCGGGAUACUCGCGUACCAGUGUGCGUAUAUUUCUUAAACUAGUACAGCCGGUUCAGCUGAAAAGAACGGACCAAGUGUAACUGUUACAUCGCAUUUACAUUGUGCAGCGGGAAAUUGUAACAUUGAUGUUACGUUACUGUUGGCUUGCUGGGAAAUGUGGUCCGCCGUGUGCUGGCAGAUAGGCGACGGGUUCUGUGUCCGCGUCGAGCUCACGUUCCGUCGACAGAGAGAACUUGAUGACAUGCAGCUCAACAGGGUCUCCGGCGUGUUCCGCUUAAACGUAUCGAAAAUACUUCUAAAUGAGUCAAGAUAAAUUCCCAGCAAGCGCAAUGUAACAUCCCAGCGAACACGAAGCAACAGUUAUAGAAAUGUUAGUUGUAAUUUCCUACUCAACAAUCUGUUGUAUAACACACGCGUUAAAUAACAGUUACAUUGUUGAAUGGGAAAUUACAAGUGACAGAUAUGUUACAUGUUGCAUUAUGUUUGCCGGGUUAAAAUGAUCCGCAGGUAUAUUCCAUUGAAAUGAUUGCGAAAGCACGGAACCCGCCCGAUUUCUACGGUUGAUCCGUUAGCGGCUCCUAUUGUACUUCCUGCUGGCAAGCGAGCGAAAGACUUACAGAUCCUGCGCAAAGUCUGCUUCCGCGGGUUUGGCAUCUGCCUCAGACAGAGGCUGAUUCCUCGAGAUAGAAUGCACACAUCCACGAAGGAUCAAUGCUCCGCUUAAAGAAAGUGUCUUGGUCGUUUGAUAUUGCUAGUAAUUCGGUGUUGUUAAUAUCAAGGAAUACGAUGCGAAUACAGUUCGGUGUGUACAAAACGGAUUUUUGUUAGCUGGGAAUUGAAAGCGCGCGAGACGCACCGUAUUCUUGGAGAACGAGCUGGACUUUCCCCAGUGAAUGCUGAUUCCGUACGGCAUUGUUAGUGUCCUAUUUUAUGUUAUGUUUUUACUUAUCAGUUAUAUGUGUUAAACUAUGUAUACAUACAUAUAUAUAUAUAUAUAAUUGUAUAAUUGUUACGUUAUAUAUAUAUACGCAGUUUCUCGGUAUGCCGCUCGUAUUAAUUGUAUCAUAUUGAUUGUAUUAUUUUGCGAUGUACAUAUUUAUAAUUAUUAUAUUACGAUAAACACAAAAACACGCGCAUGGGAGCGUCUGUUACUUUGUAACACGAGAAUCGAAUUGAUGAAGAAUGCAAUACAUUUCUUGUGUUUUAUAUAUUGACCGGUGAGAGAAAGAACCAAGAUAUGUCGAUAAAUACGAGAAAUACAUUAUUAUACUCUUGAACAUUCAUUAAAUUCGUACAA